AUGUCUUCUCUCAACAGCGGCUCCUCCAUAUACCACGGUGUCCAGGGCUUCUACUGGCGCCGUCCCGACUUCUCUUUGGUCUCGACGCACGGCACAAAUGCCGCCAACUUGGAGUCUGCCUGGUCACAAUUGCGGCACCAGCUUUCGUCGAUACAGCCGCGCCAAAAUAUUGCUCUUUCCUCCGAAAAACACAUCAAGUCCACCGACAUCUCCUUGAGCCUGGCAUCCGAAAGUUCGACAUACUGCGUCCGAGAACUUCAUAAUUCGGCACGGCCGGACAGCAUUCUGGGUUUGGUUUGCACCAAAAGCGCCGGUCCUACCUCCGAAGAAUCCUCCAUGGAUCUAGUGUCUUGGGCCGAGUUGUUCGUGCUCUGCGAAACUCGUCUCCUGCCGCCGACAAGCCGCUCGUCUGCAACGCCAGACCAGGAUGAUGCUCAGCUUGCUUCGCGCAUCGCCGAGAUAUUCGACCAGUACCUCCGCAACGUUGUUCCGCACGACAAGUGGAAUGUGGGUCGCAGCUACUUCGAGGCCCGCGUGCUGGACUUUGUUAGCCGCCGCCUGCCCGUCCGAUUCUGUCUUCCGGCUUUCCCCUGCAAGUCACCAAGCGCAGAGAAGACGUGCGGUACCGACCCGGACCGCGCUGAGUAUCUGGCUCUGAAGACACUUGACGAGUUCGCACGUCGCGUGGGCGAUGUCUACAGCCCCGGCGCCAUUGUGCUUAUCGUCAGUGACGGACACGUCUUCUCAGACCUGCUGGAGGUCAAGGAUGAUCAAGUGGACAUUUAUGGAGAGUCCCUGAAACAGAUGUAUUAUCGCAUGAAGUCCAGCAAUCAGUGCAACGGCAACAUCCAGUUCACCUCCUUGACUGAGAUCUUCUUCGGAAACGACGAAGUCACGGGCCUUUUCCAGGAGAAGUGGGUCGAGAAGGACGAGCUGACGCACCCGAUCGACUCGGAGCGCUCCGAGAAUGCAGAGCUCUGCCGCAAGUUGAUGAUGGCUCUCGGCCAGAACGACAAGACCAUCCUACGCAGCCUGAUCAGCAGCCAAGACCCCUCUACCCUCGGUCUGUACCGCGGUCUGUCGCGGUUCAUGCUAGACGACUUGGCACAGAGCCGUGCUUUCGCCGGCCUGAGCAUGUCUAAGAGGAAGAAGAUCUCGUCCAGCGUCGCUUCCGAGAUGAUUGUGCGCAACUGCGCGUACUCGAACCUCGUUGAGCUACUCUUCCCGUCCCACGUGCGCCUUUCCAUCCAUGCCCAUGACAACUCGGGCCCCAAGUUUGCCAUCCGCCUGCUCAAGGCCAUCGCGGUCGAGGACCUCGAGACGCGCAACGCACAGAAGUCUCUCGACAACUACCACACGCCGACGCCGUGGCACAACUGCCUGGCAUACGUCGAGGGCGAGAGCACGCCGUAUCUCAUCAAGGCGCGGGCCGCGCACGACGCCAUGGCCAAGGGCUACCUCCAGGGCGCAUGGACCGAGUCUGACAACGGCGGCUGCUUCGCCUUGAAGCCGGUGCGCCCGCAGCCCUUGGCCAUCCAGAUCCCGCAGUCGCCCGUUGCCGCCAUGGCUGCUCAGGACGAGGUUGUCGUCAGCGCAAUCGAGAAGCCCCAGCCGCUAUUUGUGCAGGAGUACCCUAUGCUGCAGAGGAUGCUUCCGCUUGUGUAUUUGCCCAUGAGAUGGGCGGUGGAGUACGUUGCUUGGGUUGGUGGCUCUUGGAGGUUCUGGGCCUCUGCAUGA
Messenger RNA from Lasiodiplodia theobromae, 1737 nucleotides. Its product is annotated as Pyoverdine dityrosine biosynthesis protein. NCBI's taxonomy places the organism in Eukaryota, Fungi, Ascomycota, Dothideomycetes, Botryosphaeriales, Botryosphaeriaceae. The record is from RefSeq and is a predicted model, not a curated record. The transcript has 3 exons. The coding region runs from base 1 to 1737 and encodes 578 amino acids.